UUAGAAAAUCUGAUUUUACAGCUCGGAAAGAAUUAAUUCUUAAAGCUGCGAAUCUACAACUCCAAACCACUUAUUCUUAGACUGAUAGAGUCAUUUCAUUCAUACUGAUUCACGGUCGGUUGUAGUGCGAUAGUGAUAGCUUUGUCUGUUUUAUCACACUACAUUUAUACUUUACAUAAAUGCAGCUUUGGUUCAUUUUUGUUUUACAAGCCAAGUUCGCUGAAAUAAGUUUGUUUGAGGGUUGGAGUCUCCAAUUUCCAGUUUUCCAAUUGUAGUGCCAUGUCUGUUAAUAAUUAUACACGUGAGUGGGUGGAGGCAGUCCAGAUUAGAAUGGCAGAGCGUCUCGAAAUAGAUUCCCUACCACCAACUCCAAUAGUCCAAACCUCACCGUCCCCCAGUUACACGGUCCAGAAGACAUCCACAAAAAGAGAGUUUGACGACCACAUGGACAAUGGCAUAACGGCGCCGAUAGGGACGAAAGAUAAGAUGCGGCAAGAGGACCACAGUGGGAAAGAUAAGCCUCAAGGUCUAGAAACAAGAAGCGAGAUCAAACAAAGACAUUUGGAGUAUGCGAAAAAAUAUUACGAACAGAGUUUGAAACUAGCAACGCCACGAUCAGGGUCCUCUCCGGGUUGCAGUACUGGGUCGUCUCGACGAGUGAACUAAAAAACGAGUCGUUGGGCGACGACACACACACCUUCCCCUUUCCUACAGAAUCUCGGACGCAUUUUUUUUUGAACCGAUCAGUUUACAUUACAUUAUUAUUUUUUAUUUGUGUAAGUUUUUAAAUUAAAAAUUACCAAUUCCUAAGCUUAGAAUGACGGUGCCUUAGAAUUUGGUAAUUGUUCUCAUAUUAUGUGUUCACAUAUUUAUUACUGCUAAAUUUUUUAAAUAGUAGUCAACACAUAAUAAAGAGUCUUGCAACAAAUGUGCCACAUAAAA
Molecule: messenger RNA, 942 nt
Organism: Folsomia candida
Lineage: Eukaryota; Metazoa; Arthropoda; Collembola; Entomobryomorpha; Isotomidae
Exons: 2
Coding region: 280-666 (128 amino acids)
Source: RefSeq, a predicted model, not a curated record